Ipomoea triloba (trilobed morning glory) is the source of this 1885-nucleotide messenger RNA. RefSeq lists its product as uncharacterized. The transcript is spliced from 14 exons. The record is from RefSeq and is a predicted model, not a curated record. The coding region runs from base 158 to 1561 and encodes 467 amino acids. Lineage: Eukaryota; Viridiplantae; Streptophyta; Magnoliopsida; Solanales; Convolvulaceae.
GUUCUUCUCACCUUUCUCUCUUUAGUUUAAGGAAAUUCUGUCAGAGUUGUUGCUCCGUGGCUCUCUGUUCCAACGGAACGAAUUUACGUGCACGCAAUACAGUAACACACAAGAGAGAGAGAUAGAGAGAGAGAGAGAGAGAGAGAAGGAGCUGAGAAUGGCGCCGGAGCGGCCGAGAGUGAUGACCGGCAGGAGAGUAUUGAAGUCGUUGCAAGGAGUGGCGGCUCAUGGAUUGCUGUUUUCCUUUACUCUGCUUCUCGUUCUCAAGCUCGAUCGAGCUUUUCCCUACUCUUGGUGGGCUGUUUUUAUCCCUCUUUGGUUAUUUCAUGUGGUUGUAGCAAGGGGUCGAUUCUCCUUACCUGCUCCAUCAAUGCCCCAUGGUCGAAAUUGGGCACCUUAUCAUGCUAUCAUGGCAACACCGUUGCUUGUUGCUUUUGAACUACUUCUCUGUAUAUAUCUUGACAGCAGAUAUGCUGUAAAUUUGAAGAUUGUAUUCUUUCCCUUGCUAAUGUUUGAAUCUGCCAUUUUGGUUGAUAAUGUUAGAAUGUGUAGGGCUUUAAUGCCUGGAGAUGAUGAAAACCUGACUGAUGAGGCCAUAUGGGAAACCCUUCCCCAUUUUUGGGUUGCAAUAUCCAUGGUCUUCCUCAUUGCAGCAACGGCAUUCACUCUUCUGAAGCUGUGUGGUGAUGUAGUUGCUCUUGGCUGGUGGGACUUAUUUAUUAACUAUGGGGUGGCUCAAUGUUUUGCCUUUCUUAUCUGCACAAAAUGGUAUAAUCCUGCGAUUCAUAGGCAUUCUCAUAUUCGAACGCCCAGUUCAUCUUCAACAAGUGCAGGAUAUUCUAACCGGGGUAGCGGCUUGCUGGUAUCUCCAGACGAAGAAUUUGAACAGAGUGGAAUUUGCAGUUUGCAGGACAUCGGUGGGCAUAUUAUGAAAGUUCUCCUUGUUGGUUUUCAAAUAAUGCUUUUUAUGCGAUUAGCGGAAACUCCACCUAGUGCUAGAUAUAUCCCAAUUCCGGUUCUCUUUGCUCCUCUUUUUCUGCUCCAAGGAGUAGCAGUUGUGUUUGCUAUCUUUAGAUUUCUGGAGAAAAUUGCGUCCCUACUAUAUACUGAAGGUGGUAACAGAAACUAUUUUAGGGUUCCUCCAAUCAUUCAUGGUUCUUUAGGGUUCAUGCAUCGUGGAUCAAGGUUAUUAGGUUGGUGGUCAAUAGAUGAAGGGAGUCGCGAGGAGCAAGCCCGUCUUUAUCAAGCCCAGACACCUGGGUAUAAUACUUUUUCACCUGAUAUUGUAAAGAAAAUGCCCAAAUCCGAUCUUGUAGAGGAGAUAUGGAGACUGCAAGCUGCACUUUCGGAGCAAACCGAGGCAUCCGAGAUAAACCAGGAGGAAUUUGAGAAGCUUCAAAAUGAAAAGGUACUAUGCAAAAUUUGCUUUGAAAAACAGAUAAACGUUGUCCUGCUUCCUUGUAGGCAUCACAUUCUUUGCAGUACCUGUUGCGAGAAGUGCAAAAGGUGCCCCAUAUGCCGUGUGUACAUCGAAGAGCGCCUGCCUGUAUAUGAUGUGUAGCUAACUCUCGUAAGCGAGGAACACGGUUUCAUCCAAGCCCGGGUUUCUUCGUUGCAACUUAAAGCGGAGCAGUACUGACGCGAUGGGUGACUGCAGUUUUAUUUGGUCAGGUCACCACAGGUACAUUGUAAUGCGGACAAAUCAUUGUGUAUACUAUUGUUGUAUGUUAUAUUAGAAUAGUUUGAUUAUCUUGUGUGAAGAACUGUAUAUAAACAAUGUGCAAGGCAAUUGCAUUCAGAAAGAAAGCUGAUGUUUGUAUGACAAUGUCUGUAACUAUAUAUACACUUGAAUCAUUUCUCUACUUCUGAAACAUCUCAAAACAUA